Molecule: messenger RNA, 8944 nt
Organism: Zootoca vivipara (common lizard)
Lineage: Eukaryota; Metazoa; Chordata; Lepidosauria; Squamata; Lacertidae
Gene: LNPEP
Product: leucyl and cystinyl aminopeptidase
Biological process (GO): regulation of blood pressure; proteolysis; peptide catabolic process
Cellular component (GO): cytoplasm; plasma membrane
Molecular function (GO): zinc ion binding; metalloaminopeptidase activity; peptide binding
Source: RefSeq, a predicted model, not a curated record
AAGUAGGAGCGCCCAGCUAGGCGACCCUUCCAGGGAGGAAGAGCUUUCAGUGGGGCUGGAGUGGCCUGUCAGUGUGGACAGAAGUCCUUCUUUGGAAGGGUACCUGCGAGGAGCCACAACCUUGGCCUUGGGGCAGCAGCCCCUUCUUCAAUGAGGCAAACGCUCCCCAACCUGUUGUUACUUGCUCUCUUUGUUUAUUGACUUUUCCAUUUCCAAAGCUCCUUCGAACUAUGCGCUGGUUUGCUCAAAUGUCCCCGCUGUGUCGGCUUUGUUUUCAGCCCAAAGGCUCAAUGCUAGGAUGGAAGAUGGCGACAAACUUUAGACAUGCUGACUGUUGUUCAGUAGGCCAACAAACUUGACUUUAGUGGGGCUUGGUGCGGGGAGGGGACACCCAGCCUACCACUUCAGUGUCUGGGACAAGAAGCAUUGCCUUCUCUACCCAUGAACUCUAAAUAACUGCCCAUUAUUUUUGUUUAAUAAACUUGCAUAUCUCCUUUAAAAAAAAGUUACUGCUAUUUAGAGAAAAUCCACAAACCACAUCUCGCUUAAACAAAAGGAGAACCAAGACUACUUGAGUUCUUAGUGCAAUGAUUGUUAGCAGUUGUCUGGGGGAAGGUUUUUUUUUUAAAAAAAGCUAAAACCUUUGAAGCCAUUGAGUGUAACUGCAAAAUUAAUUCUUUGUUUUACUCCCAUACUAUUUACAUGAUGAUUGCAGCAAUGAGUCUUGUGGCUCCCUUCAAGACUUAAUAAACAUGAUCGAAUUCCAUUACCUAGGAAUAUGAUUGAAAACAGCAUGUUUGAAGAAGAACCUGAUGUGGUUGACCUGGCUAAAGAGCCCACCUUGCAUCCCUUGGAGCCUGACGAAGUGGAGUAUGAGCCAAGGAGUUCUCGGCUCCUUGUCCGUGGUCUUGGAGAUCAUGAAAUGGAUGAGGAUGAAGAGGACUAUGAAUCGUCAGCCAAACUUCUGGGAAUGUCUUUUAUGAAUAGAAGCACAGGCCUGCGCGGUAACACAGUGGGCUACAGGCAGAGUUCAGACGGAUCGUGUUCUGCACCAUCUGUAAGGACCACAGUGAUUUGUGCUGUUGUUCUUGUGAUUGCUGUCUCCGUAAUAAUGGCAAUCUACCUUCUUCCCAAAUGUACCUUUACCAAAGAAGGCUGUCAUAAGCAAAACCACACAAUAGACAAUAUAUAUCCUUUGGCAACAAACGGAAAGCCCUUUCCAUGGGCAAAUUUUAGGCUACCAAGUGCUGUUGUGCCAGUACAUUAUGAUAUUGUCUUGCAGCCAAACUUAACCACUAUGAAGUUUUGGGGUUCAGUCCAGAUAACUGUGAAAGUCCUCCAGGCGACUUGGCAUAUCAUCCUUCACAGCUCAAAACUUAACAUUACCAAGGUAACUCUUUCUUCAUCAGGCUCAAGCCAGCCAAAGCAAGCCGAGCUUCGGGAAUAUCCACUGAAUGAUCAGAUUGCAAUUUUUGCCCCCGAGGCUCUCCAUGUAGGACAACAAUAUAACAUCAACAUGGAGUAUUUCUCUAAUUUAUCAGAAAGUUACUCUGGCUUUUACCGAAUCGCUUAUAACAAUGACAACAGAAAUUCAACAAAAAGGUGGCUUGCAGCAACCCAGUUUGAACCCUUGUCAGCAAGGUCAGCUUUUCCAUGCUUUGAUGAACCAGCAUUCAAAGCCACUUUCCAAGUCUCCGUCAAGAGAGAUAGUCAGCAUUCUGCUUUGUCAAAUAUGCCAAAGAAAGCAACCAAAUCUCUGGCAGAUGGAUUGGUUCAAGAUGAGUUCUAUCCAAGUGUGAAAAUGAGCACUUACCUAGUAGCUAUCAUCGUUGGAAACUUGGCAAAUUGCACUAAGGAAACAAAAGGGAUUCAGGUAUCUGUCUAUUCUGUGCCACAAAAGUUGAACCAUACUGAAUAUGCCUUAGACACAGCAGUGAAGCUCCUCGAGUUUUAUCAGAAGUAUUUUAAUAUAACAUACCCGCUUCAAAAAUUAGACUUGGUAGCUCUUCCUGACUUUGAGGCUGGAGCAAUGGAAAACUGGGGUUUGAUCACUUUUCGAGAGACAACACUCCUUCACGAUGACACAACAUCUUCAGCCAUGGAUAAAAAGAGAGUAACAAGAGUGAUUGCUCAUGAGCUGGCACACCAGUGGUUUGGCAAUCUGGUAACUAUGGAAUGGUGGAACGACCUGUGGCUGAAUGAAGGAUUUGCCACUUUUAUGGAAAACUUUGCCUUGAAGAAAGCCUUCCCAGAAUUAUAUACUGAUUACUCUUUUCCAAAUCUGCAAUUCAAGACAAUGGAGAAAGAUUCAAUGAAUUCAUCUCAUCCCAUCUCCCUUGCCGUCCAGUCGUCGGAGGAGAUCGAGCAAAUGUUUGAUGCCGUCUCCUAUAUCAAGGGAGCUUCUCUCUUGUCCAUGUUGAAAAACUAUCUCCACAGUGAUGUCUUCCAAGCUAGUAUUCAGUUAUAUCUGCAUGACCACAGCUAUGGGUCCACCCAAAGUGAUGACUUGUGGGAUAGCAUGAAUCAGGUGAUAAAUGACACCCGUGUUGAUAUUAAAAAAAUCAUGAAGACCUGGACUCUCCAGAAAGGAUUUCCUUUGGUGACUGUCAAAAGAGAAGGCAAACAGAUCCAUCUGCAGCAGGAGCCAUUUGUGCACAAUGUGGAACUGGAAAAUCAGACCAUACCUGCCAGUUAUUUGUGGAGCAUUCCUCUUUCUUAUACCACCAGCAAUGGCACCUUGCCCUUCAGUUCUUACAAUUAUUUGCUACAGCAAAAGUCAGAUACCAUUGACCUUCCAGGUGAAACACAGUGGGUGAAAUUCAAUGUAGACUCGAAUGGUUACUAUAUUGUACAGUAUGCGGAAAACGACUGGGCUGCUCUAAUUGACCUGCUGAAGACGGAGCCCACUGCUCUGAGUUCCAGAGACAGAGCCAAUUUGAUCCAUAACAUUUUUAAUCUGGCAGGAUUAGGAAAGGUGUCUUUGGCCAAAGCCUUUGACCUGAUUGACUACCUAGUGAAAGAAAACAGCACUUCUCCAAUCACACAAGCAUUGGACCAAAUGAACCGUAUCUUCAACCUAGUUGAAAAAAGAGGAAUGCAGACCCUUUCAGCGAGAAUAUUGCAUAAGAUGUUACAACUAUUUAAAGACAAGAUUAAUCAACAGAAAUGGACAAGUGAUGGCACCCUUUCAGAACAAGAGCUGAAGUCAAGUCUGCUAACCUUCGCCUGCACCCAUAAUUUGGAAAACUGCAGCACAGAUGCUACCAAGCUAUUUAAUGAAUGGAAAGACUCCAGUGGCACAAAAAGCCUGCCAACAGAUGUUAUGAAGAUCAUAUUCACAGCCGGAGCAAAAACCGAAAGUGGCUGGAACUAUCUUUUAAGCAUGUAUGCGUAUUUGGUGUCUGAACCAGAAAAGCUCAAAAUCCUUGAAGCAUUGGCCAGUGCAGAUGAUGUUAAAAAACUGAUAUGGUUAAUGCAAACAAGCCUGGAAGGAAACACCAUCAGAUCGCAGGAUCUUCCAACUGUUAUAACAACAGCCAGUCAGAAUUUGCCUGGACACUUACUAGCAUGGGAUUUCGUUAAGGAGAACUGGGAUCGGCUUAUAAGGAAGUUUCACCGUGGAUCAUACACCAUCCAAAGUAUUGUGAUUGCGACAACUUGUCAGUUCUCAACACAAGAACAUCUGCUUGAGGUUAAAACAUUCUUCGAAUCCAAGUCGGAGGAAACUGCUCAGCUACGGUUUGUCCGAGAGGCCAUUGAGAGAAUUCAGCUGAAUAUCCAGUGGAUGGAGAAGAACUUGGAGACACUGGAGAAAUUGCUAUAGUGAUCACACCCACCAGAGUGUGUUAGCCACUUAGAAUGUGGCAGUUCUUGCUCUUUUGUGCAAAAAGGGGCGUGUGCGAAAAGGGACAGUGCAACUUGCUUUGCUCUGCGAGGGUUAGAGUUAGCUCAGGGUACAUCUCUUAAGUUGGCACUCUUUGGAGUGCUUGUAGAUGAGACAGAGAGUUGCUAAUCUAAGGGAAUGUUCGUUCAUUGACCAAACAUUCAUGCAAAACAAAGACAGUAACUUGUCAUGGAGCCUCCCUUCCAUCAUAGGAAAAUCCAGUUCUACUUUCUACAUGUUGGAUGAAAGUUGAAUAACAACAAAAGAGAGCAGCUAAACGAGAACUCUCCUGUGAUCUGCUUUCUCCCUCUGCACAGGGUGCUGUUUAAUCAGACUUCCUCAAUGUCUGUAGCUUCUUGAAUGGUAAAUACUGUACCUGCUCUGAAGCACGUUUUUUAAAAACCCGAUUAUAAGCAGCUGCUAAAACACACAAUAUGGAAGUGAAAAAACUAAAGUGAAAAUGUUGGAUUUUGGGAAGCUCUGGGUUUCGUUUUAUCAAAGUAAUUUCUAGACAAUAUGCAAAUAUCAGAAAUAAUAGAAUUAUUGGUAGAGAGCUCUUAUUUUUGUCUGCAACAUGGCUGGGGGCUACCAGUGCCACGUAGUGAACAGCUUUUUUUGCAAAUAGCUUUGUGAGGGGAGUUUUCAGUGUGCAAUUGAUCAGAGUAAAACCCCAAAGAUUUUGACUCCUAUCUCAUUAGGGUACAUAUAAAAAACCCCAGUUUCCAUUGGUGUUUUGCUGACAAUAUAGAACAGAGUGUACUGGUCGUUCUGGUUGAUUUAAUAUUUUUUUAAAACACUGAUUUGACUUAAUCUACUUCUCCCAGAGGAUCCUCAUUAAUACAUGUUGUGGAACCUUGUUAAUCUCCAAUAUUUAAGUGCUAUAGCACUCCACUUUUCUUCGUUAUAUUAGCCCAAUACAGUAAAGCUCACUUCAUUUCCUCGUAAGUUGUCCCGUGAUUUAGAAACAGCUGAUAAUAUAACUUUGAAACAAAUGAGCCAAACUAAGGGAAAUGAAGCAGCUUUGGGCUGCUAUGAAGAAAGUCGUGAUAAUUUGUUCAAGAGAAGCAUUCAGAACUUACCACGCCAUAGUUUUAUUUCACAGCACUUUCAGUGCUUAUCCCCUCUGCGUUAAUUUCACAAUAAACACAGUAAAAAAGUGGCUUUUUCAAAUAGGUUGAAAUUUGCAAUGAGAUGAGAAAAAUAAUUGUAUAUAUCAAUUAAGGCAAUAAAGAUUUAAUGCUUCUGGUUCUCUAAUAGACUGAAGUAGAAAUUCAUCAAUUUCUGCUUCGCUUUCUAAAAUAGCCUCAAAACUUCUCAUCUUUACCAUGCAUUCAUUCUUUGAUUGGGAGGAGAUAAUGAUUGUCAUGAACUAUGGUUGUUGGUCAGUGCUUGAAUGGCUAUGCUUUCUCCCCUCUUUCUGGCCCGUUGUCUACUCCUGCAACUUCACCCCUUUCAAAAAACCCAACAACUUCAUAUAAUAGUACUGAUGGUCAAGAUUUUUUUUGCUUCCCUUUUUAUUUAAGGGCAGGGAGUCCCUUGAGGCUGUCCUCUAUUUAUAUAUAGAUGCGCUUGCUACUGGAAAUGUGAAUUGUACUUGAAAAUAUAGUGCACCUGCCUCCUAGAAUUAAGACUGUAUUGUUUAAAUUAAAGCGCUGUUGGAUUAAGAGUAUUUUUCAAUUAUUUAUUUUUUAAAUAAUGGAUUUUGGAAUGUGUGACAUUUUCUGUUUAAACAAUAUUAAUCAAAUCAAACCUAGGAUUCAGUCUGUAGGUGAAGCUAUAAAACCUCGUCACUCUUCCAGAAAAUACUAGUGAGAUCAAGCUUUAAUGCCAACUGCUGGGUACCAUAAUUCUUCACUGCAAACUGGAGGGAUUAGAAUCUUCCCCGCAUUUUAUUUUUUAUUUUUUUGUAAAUUCAAGCUGUAAGUGGCAGCUCACAGGUAUUGUAUCUUGUUUUAACCUAAUCUUAACCUGUUUUGUGGUAUCUCUUUCAGGAGAAAAAUGCACUGUAGUAAUAGAAUAUAUAUUUUCACCAGUUGAAUUAUAUGUGGAAUUAAAGAGUUUUCUACUGUGUUUAAGAGAAAUCUAGGGCUGAUGUCUAGUUUGAGUGUAUUCCUUUAAAGUAAAUUUUCUGUUCUGUUAAAGUAAUUGACUUCGAAUUGUGCUUGAGAUUUGUUUUUUUAAAGAUUGUUUUUCUAAAAGCAAUCACCUUGGUGUAGAAAUAUAGUUUAGAAAUUUGAAAGCUGUGUGCCCCCCCCCCCGCUUGUUAAUCCAAUACUGAAUUUUAAUUUUAAGCUUUUCUUUGAGGAUCUUGUAUGAAAAGAAUCUGAAUGGUAUCGAUCUUGGUUGUGCUUUUAAAUCAAAUUGUAAUGAUUCAUGUGCCUUAGAGUAUAUUGUAAUGAUUGCACAAGGAAUAUGUUAAUGAUAUAUAAAAGGAUGUCUGUUUAUUUAAAAACCCUCCAUUCACAAUAUUUUACAGCUAUAGAAAUGUGUCAUUAUAUGCAUACUCGGUGAUAGGAAAACUGCAUUCAGAAGUACUUUUUGGUUCUUUUGAGACUGGGAGUCAAGGAACAUAAUUCACAUUUCUGUGGUGCGCCACAGAGCUUUUACACCAUGCAGUGAAUUGCCUGUUCUCUUCAGUGUUGGGAAAUGUGUUGUGCACAUGACACUGGAAACAUAGAAGUAUGCUUUUUUGCUAUGUAUGCAUCCAAGCCAUGGAUUUGGGGGAUUGUAGCAAAACAGGCUUCCAUCCAAAUUGUCUGGCUUAGCCAAUUUAUAGGUAGCACCUCCAUCUGUUUUGUCGUCACACAAUUUCAGCACAACUUCAGUGUUCCAUAGUUAGACUUAUUGCCCCCCCACCCCCGGUAAACAUUAUCCAGCUAUUUAAAGAUAAAUACACGCAUAGAAACAUGUAUCUACCAUGUAUGUACCACACACCUAAUGUUCACAAAUAGUUUUCUUCUGUACAUCUUCUUUAAAUGAAAACCAGGUGCCCAUUGUUCCAGUCAUGUUCACCCAUUUAGUGUGAUUUCUUAUAAACAUACAGCUAUAUUCACCCAGGUUCCUCUUUCAGAUUUUGGGAGUUGAGGUUAGCAGAGCAUGCAAUGUUGUGAAAGGGCUUCCAACCACAGUCCUCCUCAGCCCUCCAUGAGUUUAAUGAAAGCAGGAUGGGAGUUGUGUGUGGAAAAGCUUAAGACUAAAUUACUUAGAUUACCAACUGGUGACAGCCAUUUAUCAGCUUUUUUUGUGUGGUGAGGUGAAUGGUACAAAAAAGUCCCCUCUCUCCUACUACCUUCGGAUUGCGGCUUCCACAUGUCACCAGGCUCAAACAUUAAGAUUUUAUCGUGCAGAAUUGUACCCUCAGAAACAAAGGGGAAAUGUGUGGUGCUUAUAAACAAGUUUUGAUGUAAUAUCUAAAAAAACAUUUUGUGUUUUGAGCUCCUGUGCAAACUUCAGGUAAUUCUGGAAAAUGCUGCAUGAAUAUCCGUUCACACUUAAAGCUUCUGAAUGGGUGGAGAACUUUGGAGGGGAAAGAUGAAGCUAGCAUUGUGCUGCAUUCUUCAGAAUUCCCUGAAGCGGUCACAGUAGCUUGAAACACACCAAAUGUUCAUAGAGAAAUCUACAUUAAAGUUGUUUAUAAAUGCCUUUGAAACCCCCCCCCCCCCCCGUCUGUGUGUCUUUAUCGUUAGAUACAAUUCAGGAAAGGAGAGAGAGACACAGAAUAUAGGAUAUCCGAAAUCUCUAGCUAAAGCAGUGGUACAUAGUCUCUCAGAAGCAUCAAGCUGCUUAUAUUUGCAGAAUCAGCUUGGCUGAAGUUAAUCUCACAAAGCUGCUGCAUAUACCUGCAUUUUAACUGUAAAAUCUGGAUCCUUCUAGCUAUGUGAGUGAGGGGUGGGAAUGUAGGGAUGGAUAUAGCAGGUUUGUAAUGGAUCCUGUUGCUUUAAAAAGUUGCCCCCUCCAUUACAUCUUGCCAUAUGUGAAAUCAGGCAUGCAUUUUGUAAGGAUAAUACUCCUAAGGAAUGUGGCCUUAAUUUUUCCUUACUAGCACCAUGCUACAGGAUGCUGACCUUUGAGCUGAUUUUGUAUUUAUAUUGCUAUGUAUCUUUCACCUGUUCUCCAUUAGAACAUUCCUCCUCCUGAUAGAUUGGCUUUCUUAAAUCUCUUCUGGAAGAUGUUAUCUUUCAUUGCACUCUGAAAUUUAAAAGGUUGCCUCAUUUAAGUGUAUGCUUUGUAUGCAUUUCAUGAACUGAAGCUCCAGUGAAUUUUUAGAUACAUGUUCCUUAAUUUCAGUUUCAAAGGCUUUGCUUAGAUGCAUAGAAUUAUCCCCCUUCCGCCCCCAUGCACACACUUUUUUUAAACACGUGGGUAAACUCUGCUUUGCUAUGAUGCUCCUAAAUGUUUACAAUGUUUUCUCCUUUGUUUAAUGAAAUGUUUAAAGUUCUAGCCACCUUUUAAAAAAUAUUUUUUUGCCAUAUUAAGUUCUCAGGUUUUAGCCUUUAAUAACUUAAACCUCCUAGAAUUGCUGUGUUACUUAAACCUGCUGUUUUGUAGUAGAAAUUCAGAUCUUUACACAUGACAACAUCUCUUUGAUCAAAAGCAAUGGUCUGGCAUCUUUUUUAAGUUAGUCAUGGCACCAUGUAGCAAAUUACUGUAAAAAUCUAAAAUAGUUACCUUUUUAAAAUUUGAAUGAAUGAUGGAGUCUGAAGUCUUUUAAUUUGCAAAGGCUUCAGAAAAAGAGAGAGUGGAUUUGAGAGUAAAUUUGCACCAGAUCCGUAGUUAUAUUGAUAACAAGAAGUUGGCUUUAAUAAUGGUAACAUCAAAGUAUUUCUGGAAUAUCAGCUGCAACAGGAAUUUUUUUGAACCUUGCGUAUCAAAAGAGUAAGAGCCAAGUUGUACAAUAUUACUUUGAGGAGACGGAUUUUGGAAAAUGGUGUGCAUAUGUACAUGUAUAAGCGUUAUAUGCAAAUUUUUGGUUUUCCUUAAUUUGUAAAGGAGAAAUAAAGCCUAUUUUCUUAUAUUUCAAAUAAAAAUGGUGUGCAUAUAAUGAGCACUGAUUGAAGGGCA